AUGGUGGUCUGCCAGUUCUUCCUGCAAGGUCGCUGCAAAUUUGGUGACUCCUGUAAGAAUGAGCACCCAGGACGUCCGACCGAGGCAAACAGAUUUGCGCCACUCAGUAAUGGGUUUGGAGGUGGUAGAUCCCGCGCCGGCGGAAUAGGUGGCGGAGAUCGAUCUCGACCGAGCCAAGACCAGGAGCAAAAGAAGCCCUACAACAUUGAUAGGGAAGUGCUGGCUGCCGACCUCACUACUGGUGGCUCUACUGGUGAGAAGCCAAGAUGGCCACUGUCGGUGUACGGGCCAGGUCGUGAUGCACCUCGACAGUUGCUCGAGGGCGCGCUGGAACAAAGCCCAGAGGAGAUGCGAUUGCUGUGUUACGAGGCUAGGGCGAAGGGCCAAGAGCACGAAUAUGUGCAACACGAAGCUACACUUGGAGCGCAAGCGCAACAACAGGUGCAGAGCAUAUUGAACGACCUCGAUGGCGCCAUCAAGUAUGUCAUUGAUGGCGAACAGCAGCAUCCAAACCGCCUCGAUCAGUGCGUGAAAGGCUCGGGCGCUGCUAUCACACAGAGCUCAGGUGGCUUUGGUCAGCCCUCGGGUCUAGGAGCAUCGUCCACAGGCUCUGCGUUUGGUCGCCCGAGUAGCACAUCUGCAUUUGGUCAACCUUCAGGCGUGGGCAAGCAAUCGAGUCAAGCUUUUGGACAGCCGUCGCAACCCGCGAGUGGAUUUGGGGCACCGUCUACUCUUGGAGGCAGGUCGGCAUUUGGUGCUUCACCACAGCCAGCCUCAGCACCGACUUUCGGGGCACAUUCACAACCUAGCAGUGGUGGCAGUGCAUUUGGUGCACCAUCAUCAAUGGGCGCUCAGCGACCAGCAUUUGGGCAAGCAUCGCAACCUGCAUUCGGUCAGGCCUCGCAACCUGCGUUCGGUCAGUCUGCCUUCGGUCAAGCAUCGAAGCCUGCCUUCGGCCUAUCGUCACAGCCAGCCGCUGGGACACCAUUUGGUGCUGGUCAGCAACAGCAGAUCAAUCCCUUUGGUGGACAGCCGGCGCAAUCGAGCCCGUUCGCAGCAGCAGGCAACGAACAAUCUGCUUUCGGCCAGGCAGCACAAACCCAGUCCCAGCCGCAAGUAAGUCCAUUUGCCUCUGCUGGAGGUGCAGCAAGUAACAGCAAUGCGGCCGCCAAUCCCUUUGCUGGUAAAGCAGCGGCUCCAGCAUUUGGGGCACCCCCCCAGCCAACCGCCAGUCCUUUCGGCGCACCAUCUCAGCCCACGGCAAGCACAUUCGGAGCGCCUUCACAGCCCGCAGCCAGUCCUUUCGGUGGAGCACCGAAACCAGCCGCAAGCACCUUCGGCCAGUCUUCUCAGCCAAGUGGCACCGCUUUCCGGCAAGCAGCUCCUGCGCCGACAACUGGCUUUGGCUUUGGUCAGCCUUCACAACCAGCUGCUCACACGAACGGCUUCGGGGGACAGCAGGCCACGCAACCUCCUGCGGCACCUCAGACAAACGGGACCGGGGGGGCGACGGGCAUUGCAGCAACUACAGGCUACACAACUCGUGGCAGAGACGGAAAGCUACUCAUGAGAUGGAAGGGCCAGCCAGUGACAUACGAGACCGAGACCACACCACCCGCACCUUUCUAUCAGGAUCCACAGACCGGCAAGCCAGAGCGCAUAUGGCUACCUGAUGGGCCACCUGACAGGCCGAAUCCAUACUCACAAGCGCCACCACAGGCUUAUGAGGGCGAUGUGGGCAAGUUGCUGAAGCAAGUAUACGACUUUGUUCGAGAUAGAGAAGAGUUCAGUGAUAUCAUCCCGGAGAUGCCUCCUCAGCGCGAGUGGCUAAGAUGGGACUUAUAG
Recurvomyces mirabilis is the source of this 1845-nucleotide messenger RNA. RefSeq lists its product as uncharacterized. NCBI's taxonomy places the organism in Eukaryota, Fungi, Ascomycota, Dothideomycetes, Mycosphaerellales, Teratosphaeriaceae. Gene Ontology annotation, molecular function: metal ion binding. Bases 1 to 1845 code for a protein of 614 amino acids. The record is from RefSeq and is a predicted model, not a curated record. The transcript has 4 exons. Gene Ontology annotation, cellular component: nucleus.